AUGCAUGAUCUGAUUCGAUAUGAAAUUCAUUUUGCAACACGGUAGCCGCUUCAAGCUGGAAAUAAUUUAACAGACUAAAAAGUGUUUAAAAUUCUGCUUUAAUUUUAAGAAAUAAAAAAUUUUUGAUUUAAAUUUAAAAUAAAAACUUAAAAUUCAUUCAUCACUCCUUCGUAUUGUGAGGCAUGUCAAGAUUUUAUUGACAUAAUGCAUUUUUCCAUCAAGUCGCAAGGCAGAAAUUCUUCGCUACACUGAAAGAGUUUUGCUCGUUAUUUGUCUGUGAGCAGAAGAAUUCCGUUGGACAUCUCAACAUUAUCAAUAUUUCCAUCAAGAAGAAACUCAUCAGCAAGGACGGGAAGUAGAGGUUCGAACUUCAAUUCAUCAUUUAACUUACCGACGACUGCUUCAAAUUUUGACAGCUGCAAUCAGUAUUCGCUUACGCCUUUUAAAUGUUCUUUUAAUCAAAGUCGUCCUCAGUCAACAGUUGCCGAAUUUAAAUUUCUGGGGAAUUUUCGAAGAUGCACCACCACAAAAUGUUGCACACACAUUGUCUGCUGCUGUGUGCAGUGGCAUUUUUAGCCGAGUUCAUUGACGGCGGAUAUACAAUGAAAGUGUCCCUAUUUGGUGAUGGCUACAUCACCAUGCCAUUGCAAGAAGCUAAGAUGUCUACAAAUAUCAGAGUCAAAUUCCGUACACAGCAGGAAAACGCUUUUCUAUUCCUGGCAGCAGGACGCACUGACUACUGCCUCAUGAGCUUGGAAAGCGGCGCCAUAAGUUUCACAUACAAAAUAGAUCGCGAUGUAGUGCAGUUGCGUUCUCCCAAAAAACAAAAACUUAAUGAUUUGGAUUGGCACGAUGUGGCGGUGCAACGCUACGAUAAUAAUAUCACACUCCAAGUUGAUGGCACCAUCAUAAGAAAAACUUUGCACGCCGACAUGAUGGCGCUAAACGUACAUUUCGGCACAUUUUUGGGUGGUGUUGGUGACUUUCCGGCAGAGUAUCUGAACGAUGUAAUUGGUUUCCGAGGAUGUAUUUCAGACGUUUUCUACAACAAUAUCAAUGUCAUCAAGCGUGCAAAGGAACGAACAGGGCAUGCUACAAGCAUAGGCAUCACUUGGGCAUGCAGCAAUGAAUUCGAUGGUUCGAUUAAGGAUAGUGUCAGCUUUCUCAACGAAGACUCAUUUGCACUUAUGGCCAAAGACUCACAAAAUACAGGCGAAUCACUUGACUUACAAUUUCGCACAAUGGAAGAAUCUGGCGUAUUAUUCUUUAAUGGUGGCUUUGAUUUUGUUCUGUUGGAAAUAGAGGAUGAAAUGCUCAAGUUGACAUUUAACAAGGCAGGCAGUCUAGUACAGAUAUCACCAAAUAUGAGUGUCUCUGAUGGCAAAUGGCACCGUAUUUCGUUGCGUUACAGUGGCUCUAUGGCUGAACUCAUAUUGGACGAUACAACGCAUCGCGAAAUGCAUGCGAAUGAUACUAAGCCCACUAUUAAUCUAGAGAAGAGUGUGUUCUUCGGUGGUGUACAAGAGAUAAUGCGUCGGCGUUUGUUGAACAAAGGUUUACGUAUAAACGAUAUCAGUUUCAAAGGUUGCAUGCGCGGCAUUCGAGUUAACAAUCAGGAUCUUGGUUUUCCACAAAUGAAAGUUUCACACCAUCUGGCAGUAAACUGCGUUUGGAAAUAUCCUUGUGUUGAGUACAAUCCGUGUUUAAAAAGCGGUGUAUGUAAUCAGUACGGCGUGGAUGAGUUCAUUUGCUAUUGCGAUCAAUCCUAUUGCAUUAAAGCAGACUUUCAGGGACCAUUCAAAAUAUUUACUGAAACCAGUCCCGAACUAGAACUACUAUACGUCUCACCCAUCGAAUUACUAGAAGGUGGCACAGUAUUUCUUUCGCCUCAUUUUAUAGAUGUCUUAAUUGAUAUGCGCAAAUAUCCCAGUCUUUCGGAUACAUCCAUUGUAUUUCACGUUGUACAGCAGCCUAAAUAUGGACAACUGCUACAAUUCUCACCCGAAAAAAAUAAUUUCGUCCAAUGUCGUACAUUUAAUAUGGUCGAUUUGUCUACAGACAAAGUUAAAUAUGUACACAACGGUAUGGAAAAUUUCAAUGAUCACGCCACACUAGAUAUGCAAGUCUAUGGUGACAUACAUAAAAUACCGGAAAAUAUACUUGGUAAGCACCGCUUCCUGUUACAUGCAAAUGUUACACCAGUGAAUGAUCCACCACAACUCAAGAUGCCACAUAAUAAAAUAAUGCGCGUCAUUGAAGGUAUCGAGAAGGUAUUAGAGUUAGAAUUAUUCAACAUAAACGAUCCAGAUAGCGCUGCAAAUGUGGUGAUAUAUACAAUUUUACCUUCCACAAAUCCACAGGAGGCAUUUGGACGGUUCCUUCUUAAUGGCAUGCCAACAAUGACUUUCUCACAAGCAGACGUAAAUGUUGGGAAAGUAACAUUUCUCUACAAUUCAACGGCUACUGAGGCGUUUAGUUAUCAAAUUUUAUUACAUGUUUCGGAUGGCAUAGAAACUAGUGACACCGUGUAUCUUCCUGUAUCGGUGCAUCCACUUGAAUUACGCUUAGUCAAUAAUACCGGACUUAUAAUGAUACACAAAACAUCACUUUUUAUCGCAUCAGCGAACUUGUCGGUGGGCACUAAUGCAAUCGAUGAAAAUAUCGAUAUACGCUACGAUAUUGUCAAGCCACCGCAGUAUGGUGCCAUUCAGCGAUUGAGACAAAUAGACGCCUCUUGGGUGAAUGUUGAUUGGUUCAGUGACAGCCAGUUAUUGCUCGGCCAUGUGCGUUAUGUGCAUAGCAUUGAUUUUCCUUGGCAGGAUGAGUUUAAGUUUGUUGCUUCGCAUGGCUUCGUCACUACACAAACAUUCGAUUUUCGCAUUACAUUUACUCGGCUACGGAUUACCUCCGUAAAGCCAGCUGCCAUUAAUGUUAAUGGUUCUAGAGAGUUUAUACUAACGAACGAAGUGUUGACUUACGAAACUGUACCCAUCACUACAUUCCCUCGAAAUAUCAUAUAUAAAAUAACUAAAAUUACAAAAUACGGUGCCAUUUAUGUGGAAAACUCGCGUAAAGCUGCAAAGGUAAUGGAUUCAUUUACACAAUUGGACAUAGACAAAAAUCGCAUACGGUACACAACACAUCUCACGUCCUACUCGAGUUUUACCGAUUAUCUAGAAUUCGUAGUCUCGGUCGCCGAGUGUGACGAUGUUACAGGAAAAUUGGAAAUAAUGUACCAUCCGCUUGACACUCUCACCAGCAAGCUUUCCUAUCAAACUCGAGAACCAUUGGAUGUACAAGAAGGAGACCGUGCAUUAAUAACAAAAAAUCAUUUUGAGAUAGGAUUUAAUAUGUAUGAGAGUUUACAGUUUGUCGUGUCACAGGUGCCCAAACAUGGUACUCUUUGUCGGUAUGAUGAGCAACAGGGUAAAGUGCUACCACUGACAGAAUUCUCUCUAUCGCAAUUAUUUUUACAUGAAAUUUAUUACUGCCACGACGAUAGUGAAUCCACUUACGAUUUAUUUGACCUACUGAUACUCUCCAGAGAUGACACCGAUUUACAGUUUGUGGCGCAUAUAGAUGUUAACGUUAAGUUGAUUAAUGAUAAUGCACCCUACCGCACCAUAGAACGCAUAUUUCACGUAGUGCGUGAUGGUUCUCGCACAUUGAAUCCAGAUGUACUAAAAUAUUUAGAUGCCGAUGUUAACACCAAUCGAUCCGAUAUUCAUUUUAUACAUGUGUCUAGCACGAAUGGCGCUUUCUAUAAGUCUGGAAACCACAUUGACAGUUUUAGCCAGGACGACAUAACAAAUCGGCGUAUUAUGUUUCAGCAUAGCGGGCCGGAUGCAGGAACUGCUUCAUUCAUUGUUACUGAUCGUCAGCAUGAAGUAAAUGGACUAUUAGAAGUACAUGCCUCCGAUCCAUUCGUUUCUAUGCUUCCCACGAAUGCAUCAAUUGUUCAAGAGAGCAAAUUUGUUAUACUCCGAAAUAAAGACUUUGUGCUGGAAACUAAUUUGGAUAUGAAAUUAGAUGAAAUAUAUUAUGAAGUCAUAAAGCCUCCUUCAUAUGGCAUACUUAUGUAUUUGGGCAGACCAAGAGCAAAUGAUUCUUCUCUCUCCAAUGUGCAGUACAAAGCUACUAAUUUGACUUCGUUGAAUAAUUUUACGCAUUUGGAUAUAGAACGAGAUCGAUUGGUGUAUUGGAACACUGAAAUAGCUUCCAUGGAUAAAAUGCGAUAUCGCGUGCAUUUGAAGAACAUAACAGCAGAGGGAGAAGUCGUUUUUCGAAUUUAUCCUUCAGCUUACUAUGAACCACUUCAAAUAAAAAAAAAUCAAACACUUUACGUGGAGGAAUCGACCAGUGUACUCAUAUCACGUGACAUACUUGAAGUGGUGCAUCCUAAUAUAUCCCCCGGAGAUAUAACUUUCCUAGUAACGUCUUCGCCUAUGCAUGGUUAUCUAGAAAUGCAGUCCAUGUCAUUUGAUGAUGAAUACAAUUGCAAAGUGUUCGACCAAACAGCUAUUAAUACAGAGAAAAUGUUUUAUAUACAAGCUGGUGUAAAUCAAUCUAUGGACUACUUCCAAUUUGAUGUGACUAAUGGUAUAACUUGGCUUAGAAAUCUGAUGCUGAAAAUAAUCAUAAUUCCUGAAAAAUUAUAUAUGCGUACAAAUGUUAUAUCGGUUGUUGAAGGUAAAACCGUGCAAUUAAGUUCUUCUGAUAUACAACCAUUUUCGGAAUAUUAUCGUGGAAAAAUUCUGGAAUACAUAAUAACUAUUGCACCAACUUCCGGCUAUAUAAUGGCAGCAAAUUCAAAAGUCAAACGCUUCACUCAAAAGUCACUGGAACAAGGAAGUAUAUUUUACAUACACAAUGGAAAUGAAAACGCCACCGAUGUGUUAACCAUGGUCGCUACAUCACGCAAUAAAGAGAGUGUACCGUUUGAAGUAGAGUUCUCAGUGCAGCCAGUUAAUGACGAACAACCUAUGAUUGUUACUAACACAGGGCUUCAAGUCUUCAAUGGUGGUCGUCACAUAAUUCGUUACACUGACCUAAUGGCACAGGACUACGACACGCCAGCAGAGAACCUCACUUAUAUUGCAAACCACAUCUAUGGCGGAUAUUUGGCUCUAAAAACUGACCCCGUGCAUAAAAUAGAUCAAUUUACGCAGGCUCAAAUCAAUAACGAACAAGUUUACUUUAUUCACGAUACGAACUCCAGACGAAAUGAAAUGUCAUUUAUCGUGACUGAUGGAUUAUUUAAUACAACUGAACAGCUUCUGAAUGUAGAAAUAAAAUCAGUGGAAAUUAUAGAAGAGCGCAACGAGAAUUUGCACGUCUUUCCCUUAACGAAGAAACAAAUUUUGCGUGAUCAUUUGCACUUUAAAUGUACCGAUGCUGAGAGGGAGAUACAUUACAAUGUCACUGUACAGCCAACUUUGGGGCGUAUUGUCAACGAGUUCAUGGAAAAUGGCUUUGCAAGAGAAGUAACUGAGUUCACGCAGAGCGACAUUGAUAAUGGACGCAUAUUUUAUGAGCACACAGCUGUGAUUAUGGAGUUUCGUAUUAACGAUUCGUUCUAUUUUGAUGUAGUAGCUGAACGCAGUGAUCGUUUAUUGGAUCAAAAGUUCAAUAUAGAAAUUUCUGUCUCUUCGGGCGGUUUACUAAGAUUUUUACCGGUUUCUAAGUUGGAAGUAGAUGAGGGUGGUUCUGUGCCUAUUAAGUUGGACUUUUCAAAAAUUUUGGAGUAUUUGAAAACUCGUGCGGGCAUCAGUAAUCCUGAACUGUAUAUAGAAGCAACCAAACGACCAAGUCACGGCAGUAUUGGCUUAGGCCAUGAAUUUAAACCCAUACAAAAGUUUCAUCCUAGCGAUUUCUUUACUAAAAAAGUUUAUUAUAUCCAUGAUCAUUCAGACACUUUAGAGGACACUAUCCUGAUGUCAGUCUAUCUCACACAAGGCAACAUCUUUCUUUGUAACCUCACUAUACCGGUGUCAAUAAAUCCCAUCAAUGAUCAACCAUUCGUAUUAAUGACACAUCUUCCGCAAAUGACCGUUGUUCAAGGUGAAAAUCGUACCAUUACCCGCAAUGUUCUACUGACAGAAGACAAAGAUACUCCGCCUGAAGAAAUUGUUUAUGAUGUGACAUGUGGACCCACCUUGGGUGUGCUGAAGAAAAUAUCUAAUGACGGUCAAGCUGACGAUUUGUUGGCUUAUUCGAAUCGUUUCACCCAAGCAGACAUAAAUAAUGAUCGCAUUGUCUACAUGCAUUUCGGUACUCCACAAUCUACAACAUUCUGCUUUACUGUGUCAGAUGGCAAAUUCAACGCUGCCUAUGAAGUAUUUACUAUCAAAAUUACACCCAUUUCUUUACUACCCGCGGACAUACAAAUUCCUGUGGGGGUACAACAAGGUGCCUCUACCGCCAUUAUGAAACUGGAACACAUAGGCUUGCGAACUAAUGUACAGUACCAGCGUUUGUCAUAUAAUAUAACCAAUUCUCCACUUUAUGGUAUCAUUGUGCUGCGCCACCAGCCCACAUUAAGAUUCACACAAAACCAAUUGGAGUCUUCGCAAAUAAGUUACAUGCAAACUGAUCUAAAUCGGUCCAACGACACGUUUCAAGUCAGUGCUUACGUACCGGGUACUAGUUAUGCUGCAACUGUCGAUAUUGUCGUUGUCGUUGAGCCAGUGAUACAAAUAUCGGACAUUUCCAUGUAUAAUAUGGUCACUGGUAAAGUACGCCUAAUGUCGCUCUUAGCUUCUGAUAAUUCUUUAUCGCUAAAACUUAACAAAUUUAAUCCAAAGUUCAUAAUAACGCGUAUGCCCACUACGGGACAAAUACGAAAAAUCAUACGUAGCACUGGUAUAGCGGCUGAGGCACAAAAUGAACGUUCCACUAGCACAUUCUCUUACAAAGAGCUUCGUAGUGGCGUUGUGUAUUUUGUACCGAAUUUGGCUGUCGAGAAUACUAUAGAGGAUAAUGAUAGUUUUGAUUAUCAAUUAAUCAUAAAGACUGUACAACCAGCACAGGCCACCGUUAAUAUAGAAUAUCGCACACCAAAUGAGGACAGCAGCACUAUAAGCAUCACGACCUCUAAUUUUUCACUAAACUACGUAGCAAUUGGUUGUGCGCUCAUAAUCAUGUUCAUUUGUGUACUUUUUGUUAUGCUUCUAUUUAAGCUGCGCUUUUUAAAACGUCACAAAGCUGAUAUAUCAAAAGACCAACCACCGACAUUACCAUGUCCACCAGACUUGACAUCUGUUAGUCCGCAACAUCACCAUCAUCAUCACCACCAUCACUAUGCUAGUUCAGAAGCAGAUUCAGUGCCAGCGACGGGUGCAUCUACCCCACUACCAGGUUUCAGCAAUAUUCCGCAAUGCAAAAUAAUACCUGUAGAAUCAUAUAAACUUGAUUUUCCUGACUAUGAUCCUGAUGAAGACGAAACAGAUGAUCAAUGCGAUCCUCAACAAAUGAUGCUUCCGCAACGUUAUAAUCCUUAUCAUAUGGAAAAUGAUACUUGGAGCUCAUCUUGCGAUAUGGCAAACGAUUUCGGUGGCUAUUCCACAGUGCCACAAAGUAGCGCACCUACUGCUACGCCACCAUCGGCGCCACCCAGUAAUCCACUACUAAGAAGAAAUCAGUAUUGGGUCUAACUGAUUGUUAUUUAAGUAAUCGACUGAAGCUGGUACCGGUAGCUAAUACUCAAAGUGCCUAUAUUAUUGGUUAAAAUUAGUUUUAGGUGUUAGUUUAGAAUUUAUUUAACUAGUAAAAAGAAACCUGAAAUUAGAAAAGGUAGUAGAUUUUACGAACUGAAGAACUUAUUAGUUGAUAAAAUUAAUUUCGUAAUGUCAUACUCAUAAUCGGGUGGCCGAUUUAAGACUGUAAUCGUUUUAUAAUUAACGAAUAUAUAAAUGCCGAGCAUAUGGAAUUGGAAUCGGUAAUGAAAUACUAACAAUUAAAUUGGAACAAAUUGAAAUCUACAAAUUUUAUCCUAACCUCACCAAGUUUUUUGGUCUCAGAAGUUGUGUCCCGUCUGAUUGCUUUAGUAUAUUCUACAAAAUUCUUUGAAACAUUUCACCUGUAGGUUCGUAUUUUAGUUUAUAAGAUGUGCAGACUGUUGGCUCAAAUCAUAUUACUGGACUACGAAAGUCUCAGUUCAAAUAUUUUUGCAGAUCACAACAGUAGUUUUCAUGGAAUUUCAUUAAAACAUUGUAGUUUAAGUUUAUUUUUAUUUGUAUUGUACUUAUUUAUCUAACUUUGUAUGUAACUCAUUUAUUCACGCAUUCUAUUAAUUAA
Molecule: messenger RNA, 8295 nt
Organism: Teleopsis dalmanni
Lineage: Eukaryota; Metazoa; Arthropoda; Insecta; Diptera; Diopsidae
Gene: kon
Product: chondroitin sulfate proteoglycan 4
Exons: 12
Coding region: 516-7652 (2378 amino acids)
Source: RefSeq, a predicted model, not a curated record